This is a messenger RNA of Lithohypha guttulata, 1494 nucleotides long. RefSeq lists its product as uncharacterized. The transcript is spliced from 2 exons. Gene Ontology annotation, biological process: transmembrane transport. The coding region runs from base 1 to 1494 and encodes 497 amino acids. Lineage: Eukaryota; Fungi; Ascomycota; Eurotiomycetes; Chaetothyriales; Trichomeriaceae. Gene Ontology annotation, molecular function: transmembrane transporter activity. Gene Ontology annotation, cellular component: plasma membrane. The record is from RefSeq and is a predicted model, not a curated record.
AUGAAGAAUGAGAAAGUCAGAUCGAAUGAUAACGUCGACUGGCGAUAUUUGUCGUGGGACGCCGUUGACGAGCCGGAGGCGACGUUGAUGCGAUCGUUUGGCACUGGUAGUCGACACACACUCACAGGACCGGGUCUCACUAAGCCUACAUUAUGGUCGCGGCGGUACAAGUCGUAUUUGGACUUUCUUGGCCUGGUCGCGAAUUUCUCGACGACGUACGCGGGAGGAUCGUACACCAGUGCAGUAGAUCCCAUGGCAAAUUAUUGGCGUGUCAGCAACGUCGCUAUCCUUGUUGGAGUUACAGUGUACACUGUUGCUUUCGGGCUUGCGCCUAUGGUUUUAGCACCUUUUAGUGAGAUCAACGUUACUCAGCUGUACGUUGGUAUGUUGCUGGCAAGAGUGCUUGUGGGAAUAGCUAGCUCAACUUUCGCCGUUGUCAUAGUUGGAAUCGUGGCAGAUAUCCACACUGAGGAACGGGAUCGGUAUCGGGCGUUGUCGUUAUUCACUACUGGAGCGAUGUUUGGGACUGGCUUCGGGCCUUUGGUUUCUGCAUUCAUCGUGCAGAAUACUCAUUGGCGAUGGCUGUUCGGAGUGCUCGGGAUGUUCUGUCUUGUGAUGGUUGCUGUCAUCAUUGUCACAUUCAGGGAAACCAGAGACUCAGUCAUCCUAUCGUGGAAGGCCCAGGCAUUGAAUCGACGUCAAGAAGGACUUGAUAGCGAUAGCGCUGAGCAAGGUACGGCGGUGAAGAGGGAGUCAACUCAGAUCCGGUGGAAGGUCGAAGCAGAUGAAGAAAGGCAAAGCAUCGUACAGGUGAUUGGCAUAUCGGUUCAACGACCGAUGCAUCUCCUUUUGACGGAACCGGUUGUGUUUUGGUUCUCGUGCUGGGGGGCCUUCGCAUGGUCUAUCAUGUACGCAAUGCUCAUUGUUGUGCCAUACACGUUCCAAACAGUUUAUGGCUUCGACUUCCAGACGAGCAGUGCAGUUUUUGCGGCCAUGUGUGUUGCAACGUUGCUGAUGGCGCUAAUCAGCAGACAUCACGACAGACUAGCUGAGUUCUUCGUUGCGCGGGAGAAGCUGGAUAGCCCAGAAGGAAUGUUGUAUCCUGUGGCAGUCGAAGCUGUCCUGUUACCGAUCGGAUUGUUCUGGUACGGAUGGGGGACACAAACGUCAGCUCACUGGAUUGUGCCUACACUUGGAUUGGGGUGUGCCACCAUGGGCAUGUUCUCCGUGUACCUGGCCGUGUUUGCGUACCUGGCAACGGCUUACAAAGAGUACUCCAGCUCGGCCAACGCAGCCCAGUCCAUGUUUCGGAUGCUGCUAGGUGGCGCUUUUCCAUUGUUCGCUCAGGCUAUGGUUCAGCGGUUGGGUUUCGGGGGAGCUUUCUCAUUGCUAGGCGGCAUUGGAGUUGUCUUGACGUUUGUACCGUGGGUUCUUAUCUGGUUCGGUCCCAGGAUUAGGGCCAGAUCCAAGAUUGCAUAUAACGACAAAAGCUAG